Molecule: messenger RNA, 2468 nt
Organism: Lynx canadensis (Canada lynx)
Lineage: Eukaryota; Metazoa; Chordata; Mammalia; Carnivora; Felidae
Gene: FBLN5
Product: fibulin 5
Exons: 11
Coding region: 271-1656 (461 amino acids)
Molecular function (GO): calcium ion binding
Source: RefSeq, a predicted model, not a curated record
UCUUUCGGGAGUGGGUAUUUUAUAACACGGUUUCAGAAGUCCGCGUCCCGGAGAGAGCUGCAGAACCCUCGGAGCCCGACUCUCCUUUCUUUUCCCAACGGGCAGCCGUUUUAGGAUAUAUAUCUGUUUCUGAAGUUGGGGGGCCAAUUGCUAGUUCGCUAGCAAUUACUAGCAAUUACUUUGUCGCAUUGGCUGUUGGACAAGCGGCCGGGCUAGCUGGACAUCCCCACCUUGGGUUUGCUCUAUGUCUGUGUGGGAUUCACAAAGGGCAUGCGACCCAGAAGUUUCAAGCCAAUGAGAAGCGGGGACUACAGACAGAAAUACAUGAUACUCACCGUUACCAUUCUGGCUCUCUGUCUUCCGAGUCCCGGGAAUGCACAGCAACAAUGCACUAACGGUUUCGAUCUGGACCGCUCGUCAGGACAGUGUUUAGACAUUGAUGAAUGCCGGACCAUCCCUGAGGCCUGCCGAGGAGACAUGAUGUGUGUUAACCAAAAUGGCGGGUAUUUAUGCAUCCCCCGAACAAACCCAGUGUACCGAGGGCCCUACUCGAACCCCUACUCGAACCCCUACUCAGGUCCGUACCCAGCAGCGGCCCCACCGCUAUCGGCUCCAAACUACCCCACGAUUUCGAGGCCUCUCAUAUGCCGCUUUGGAUACCAGAUGGAUGAAAGCAACCAGUGUGUGGAUGUGGACGAGUGUGCAACGGAUUCUCACCAGUGCAAUCCUACCCAGAUUUGCAUCAACACCGAAGGAGGGUAUACCUGCUCCUGUACCGAUGGCUAUUGGCUUCUGGAAGGCCAGUGCUUAGACAUUGAUGAAUGUCGCUAUGGCUACUGCCAGCAACUGUGUGCGAACGUUCCUGGAUCCUAUUCCUGCACCUGCAACCCCGGUUUUACCCUCAAUGAGGAUGGAAGGUCUUGCCAAGAUGUGAACGAAUGUGCAACUGAGAACCCGUGCGUGCAAACUUGUGUCAACACCUAUGGCUCUUUCAUCUGCCGCUGUGACCCAGGAUAUGAACUUGAGGAUGACGGUGUUCAUUGCAGUGACAUGGACGAAUGCAGCUUCUCUGAGUUCCUCUGCCAGCAUGAGUGUGUGAAUCAGCCCGGCACGUACUUCUGCUCCUGUCCCCCUGGUUACAUUCUGUUGGAUGACAACCGGAGUUGCCAGGAUAUCAACGAGUGUGAGCACCGAAACCACACGUGUAACCUGCAGCAGACUUGCUACAAUCUGCAAGGGGGCUUCAAGUGCAUUGACCCCAUCCGCUGUGAGGAGCCUUAUCUUCGGAUCAGCGAUAACCGCUGUAUGUGUCCUGCUGAGAAUCCUGGCUGCAGAGACCAGCCCUUUACCAUCUUGUACCGGGAUAUGGAUGUGGUAUCGGGACGCUCCGUUCCUGCUGACAUCUUCCAAAUGCAAGCAACGACCCGCUACCCUGGGGCUUAUUACAUUUUCCAGAUCAAGUCUGGGAAUGAGGGCCGAGAAUUCUAUAUGCGGCAAACGGGCCCCAUCAGUGCCACCCUGGUGAUGACACGCCCCAUCAAAGGGCCGCGGGACAUACAGCUGGACUUGGAAAUGAUCACGGUCAACACGGUCAUCAACUUCAGAGGCAGCUCCGUGAUCCGACUGCGGAUAUAUGUGUCCCAGUACCCGUUCUGAGCCCCGGGCUGGGGUCUCUGACACUGCCUCUCAGCAGCACCCAGGGACAGGAGAAGAGAAGAAACGAGAGGGAGGGUGACGUGGGACAGAUGUUACGCUUUUCUUGCUGACCGCCUCCCGAGGAGUCGGCCCCGAAUGUCCUGACGCUGCCUGUCCCCUUGUAGACCCGUCGCUCUGAAGGACAUGCUUCCCCAGUUCUUACGACGCAGUUAUCGAAAAGUAUUAUCAGCGCCCUGACCUGAGAUCGACGGUGAUUUUUCAAGGCCUGUCAGUUUAUUUUCAUAUUUUUCGAAGGAAAUAGAUUAGCUUCGCUGGGGUCUGAGUCCGCGUUCAAAGACUGUGAACGGCUUCCUGUCACCUCCUCCACGCCUUCUUGCUGUCUGUCGCUGAUUGCUUCUUUGCCGAGGCCCGGAUUGCUCACGGGGACGCGGGGUGUAGCUAGCUGCUGCUUGUAUGCACAGAGAAGGCUGCGGAAAGAAACCACAGCAGGAUCUAAGGGUUUUCACAGAGUCUAUUUCAAAACCAUGUGUGGUAUUUUCAGCCACGAGAGAAGGUUUAGUUGUCCUUACAUUUGUAUAACUGUCUAAUCCUUUCUUGUGCAUUUUGAGUAUUUUUUUUUUUUUAAAAUAAGUGGUAGAAUUCCUUAAGAAGGCCUUCAGACACAUGUUAUGUUCUGACUUCCCAAACCCAGUCUCCUCUCCAUUCUACCCCGGUGUUUUCUUCGAGGACCCCCUACUCAUGUUUUCUUUAGAAUUUUUACCCAACUGGGCUGGAAGGCAGAGGUCUCUAAACUGAUUAAAUAUUUGAAGAGA